AUGUGGCCCACGGCCAAGCCCGCCCUUCUACGCUCUGAAAGCCCGCCUUGCCGGUAUGUCGUCAGCCUCUGGUCCUCAGAUUCUGUGCUCCGGCUUAUAAUGCCAGCUUUCCACUUCCUCAGACUGGAGGGCGGUUAUGUUUCUCCGUGGCCCCGUGACCAGGUGAGGAUCCGGAUCAUGGAGAAAGUGACCAUUAAGGAACAAGACGAUCAGGCGGUGAAUAAUCACUACAGCGCCGGAAUGCGGCCGCGGGUCAUCCGUACCGCUGGCCUGGCCUUAACGCCGCGGAGGCGUCAUUCGGAGCACCUGACGGCCGAAGAAGAGGAGCGGCGCCGUCUGCGGCGGGAGAGGAAUAAACUGGCCGCGGCUAAAUGCCGGAAUCGGCGGAAAGAACUCACAGACACCUUGCAAGCGGAAACCGACCAGCUGGAGGCCGAGCAGUCGGGGCUGCGAAAAGAAAUCGAGGAGCUGCAGAAGCAAAAGGAACGCCUGGAGCUGGUUCUGGAAGCCCACCGGCCGGCCUGCAAGGUCCGCAAGGAGCCGCCGUCUCCUCCUCCUUCGGGGGCGGGAGAGGAAAGCGGCCGCCCUGGCAGGCAGGCUGCCCCCACCGAGCCUCCGACCGAGGAGGGAUCCCCACCGGGACCCAGCGUGGCCCGCCGGGCUGCCCCGGUGCCCCCCAGCAUCACUCUGCCCCCCAGCAGCGUGCUGGAGCCGGAGGCUCUGCACACUCCCACCUUAAUGCCGACGCCGUCUCUCACCCCCUUCACGCCCAGUUUGGUCUUCACUUACCCCACCCCGGGAGAGGCCGAGGGCCCUUCGGGUUCGGGUUUUCCCCCAGAACCCUGUUCCUCCGCUCACCGACGUAGCAGCAGCAGCGGCGACCACUCCUCUGAUUCCCUCAAUUCCCCCAAUUUGCUGGCGCUCUGAGACGCAAGAUUCGCGGUCCUCCGUCCUGGAACGACCGUCUCAGAACAAGGACGCUGGGCUCUAGCUGGCAGCCUCUUCCCUUUUCUUUCGAUCUUGGGUUUCAUUUGCCCCUCUUAUCUCAUGACCGCAUGGUCAUGGAGCAGGGGUGUCGGAGUGGGGGGGCUUCCCAUCCAUCCUGGAUCUUCUGGGCGGUUGUAAAACCUGCAGCCCUCUCUCAUGCCAAACACAAGAAUCAGGUUACUAGUCCUGAUGAGCGACCAGACAAUUAUUUUCCUCCAUUUUUGACAAAAGAAUGUCUUUGUUCCGGGACAACAGAAAUUCUGACUAUGAUUAGUGCUUUGGCACAGUUUGCUUUUAAAGUUCCACCUCAUUGGGGUUCAUGGUUUUAUUGCAAUUAUUCACUCUGCACCCUCGUUGUUUUCUCUGCAACCUUCAGUGGCUUAGCAGAGCCGUGGAACUUAUGGGGAAACCUAUGGGGAUUUAUUUCUUUUUUAAUUUGCAGAAGUGAUUUUUUUUUUCUGGUCCUCUCCAGACUCAGCAGCCAAGUUUCUGAAAACUGGAUAGAUUUUUUCCCCCAUUGAACAUUACCUUGUUGCAAAUUACUUCUCUUGCAAAGUGAAACUAAGACCCGUUAAAUUUGCAAAAGACCUGGACUUUGUCAGUAGAAACCUACUAGAAUGGCUUGUUUGCAUAGGGAAAAAACUGUGGUUUUUUUGUACUCUCUUUGGGGACCUGGUUGUUCGAGAUUUACUGCCAAUGACACUGCAAACCACCAUUAACUGAUUCUCUCUCUCUUCCCCUGGGACCAGCAUUUAUGCUCAGAACAACCCACAGCCUCCUGUAUGAGGCGGGGAUACCCGUUUGCUUCUCCCAAAGGUGACGCCGGUGGAAUGUCGAGAAAUAUUUAUCCAGAAUUUAUUCUUUGUCCCGCUUCUGUGUCUCAUUCAUAGUAAAAACUCUUCGAAAUCA
Molecule: messenger RNA, 1896 nt
Organism: Pogona vitticeps (central bearded dragon)
Lineage: Eukaryota; Metazoa; Chordata; Lepidosauria; Squamata; Agamidae
Source: RefSeq, a predicted model, not a curated record